Molecule: messenger RNA, 1671 nt
Organism: Rotaria sp. Silwood2
Lineage: Eukaryota; Metazoa; Rotifera; Eurotatoria; Philodinida; Philodinidae
Source: the annotation of a GenBank genome assembly
AUGAAUAUAGAAAACUCGAAAACUCCAAGUCAAGAUGCACAAGGUCGAUGGUAUGAAUUAUUAUCACCAACACAAGUGCUUACAGGACAAGAACCAUCACAUAUGGGUGAACAAUCUAAAAAAAAGAAAAAAUGCCGUGGUGAUCGAAAAGGCCAACGUCGACGUCGACGACUUCGACAAAAAGGUAUAUAUGUGGAAACAAUACCAAAAAAUGGUGAUCAAGAACUUAAUGUUCAACAACUUGAAGAAAAUGAUCAAAUAAUCCAAGAACAUGUUACAGAAAAUAUGGAAGUGAAUGAAUCCUGUGAUCAAAUUCCUCCUUCAACACAAAAUAAAAUUCAACACAAUGAUAAUAAAAUAAAAAAAUCAACAAAACGUAAAAGAAAAGCUGUAUCAACACGAGCACCACCGACUAGAAUUCAUGAAUCUUUAAGUCAAUUAAGUAUUUCUCCACCAUCACCAAAAAAACAAAAAAUAAUAAAUAAUGAAGUGGAAGAAGCAACUACCAAUGGACCAUCACAAAUCAAAGGUUCAAAAUGUAAAAAAGAAAAGAAUCUUCAUAAUGACUCUAAUUAUGUACCUGACUAUUUAAAAGUAUCGAAUCGUGUAUUAAAACAAAUGUUAAUUAGUUCAUUUGACAAUGCGAAAGAUAUUGUUAAACGAUUAAAUUCAAAAGAAAAAAUUAAUUAUAUUCGUCAAUAUACUUGCCUCAUACAUCGUCUAUUAUAUGUACAAUUACAAGAAAGUCAAUGGAAAUAUUAUUAUGAUAUUGGCGUACAAGAAAAUAUUUGGACAGGACGUGUAUCAAAAAAAUGGGCUGCUAUGAAUAGUAUGAAUUACACUUAUGGUCGAUCAAAACAUUUAAUUUUACAACGUCUUAAAAAAAUACAACAACAACUUCAACAAUCUUCCGAAGCUUUACAAAACUUUGGCAAUCAACCAUUACCUCGAUGUUUAUCAGAUAUGAAUCCUCCAUUAGAUUUUACAAAAAUGUCUGCCAUGGUUACCGCUCUUGUACGAAAAGGUCAACAUAAAUUAACACAACAAUUUGAACAUAAUAAAAAAAUGUUAAUAUUAGAAUCAACUGACCAUCGACUUGUUAAAAAUGUUCAUGAUUUAAAACCUAAUAAACAACAAAUUCGUUCAAUUCGUAAUAUAUGGAAAGCAAUUUAUAAUAAAAAACAAAUGGAAGAACAAAUUGAAAUAUUAAAACAUCGUAUUCAUUCCAACUGUUUACCACCAGCUUUCAAUCUUCUUGAUUAUUCACUUAAUAAAAUUGAUAAAAUACUUACUAGAUCCAAACAAGACUGCACGAAUGAUAAUGAUAGCAAACAAAAAACUAUAUUAGCUGCUCGACGAUUAAAAAAAAUUGGUCGAUUUAAAUAUGAUUUACUUGAAUUAAGUAUUGCAGCUGGUGAACAAAAAGUUAGAUAUUAUGAUAAAAUAGCGAAAAAAGAAAAAAAGAAAUUAAUCACAAUGAGUGAAAAACUUAAGAAAAAUAAUACCAAUUCAGAUAUGUUCAAGCAAUUAAUCGAAGCUAUAGAUGCUCGUGAAAAACACAUGAUUCUACGAGCUGAUUAUAUUACAAAACAAAAAUUAAAAUCUUUUUUCGACGAAGCUCCGGCGUCACAAGACGAUAUCAUGAACAACGAUGGCGUCGGAGCAAAUUAA